This is a messenger RNA of Thamnophis sirtalis, 830 nucleotides long. The record is from RefSeq and is a predicted model, not a curated record. NCBI's taxonomy places the organism in Eukaryota, Metazoa, Chordata, Lepidosauria, Squamata, Natricidae.
UUUUUAAUUCUUGGACUUUAUUUUCUUUUCCAUCUCAGGUGCACCAAUUGGAAGUAAUUUCUACAUCUUCACGUGGAGACCAAACUGUUUCUUGGCUAAAGACAGGCGGGGGGAAAACAGAAUUUGAAGAAAACAGACCUAUGAACGAAACGUCUUUAGGAGAUCGAGAAGAUUCCUUGUAACCGUUUGAAGUUGCCUUACAGGGCAGAGACGGGAUGGAGACACAGCUUUUAGGGAGUGAGGGAAAUGGAAAAGGCCGUUUUGCUGUUCAGCCUGGCAGCUGUGGAGAGAUUUGGACAAAAAGGGGGCAGAAGAUCCUGGAGGAGGAAACCAUCCCCCAUUCAGAAGUUCAGCCCCGGAAUUUCAGCAGCCUCCAAUACCAGGAAGCUGAGGGUCCCCGAGGACUUUGCAGCCGACUACACGACUUUUGUAGGCGAUGGCUGAGACCAGAAAAGCACACCAAAGACCAGAUGCUGGACCUUCUGGUUCUGGAGCAGCUCCUUGUCCUUCUGCCCCUAGAGAUGGAGAGCUGGGUGCGGGAGUGUGGAGCAGAGACCAGUUCCCAGGCAGUGGCCCUGGUGGAAGGCUUCCUCCUGAGUCAGGCAGAGGAACAAAAGGAGCAGGUUGAGUUGCAGUCUGUUGUGAAGAUCAGAGAUCCUGAGGGAUGGAGAAAUCCAUCAAAUCCUCUUCAGGAGAUGUUUUGGAGAAGGAUCUCUCAAGAAGAUCCAAGUCAGGAUAUCUCAGGAGUGAAGAAUAGAAUGAAGAUAACGCCUCCUUAUGAUGGAACUGAAACAAUCUUUGAACCUAUAACUCAAGUAAGAAAAGCAUAA